Molecule: messenger RNA, 1560 nt
Organism: Exophiala aquamarina CBS 119918
Lineage: Eukaryota; Fungi; Ascomycota; Eurotiomycetes; Chaetothyriales; Herpotrichiellaceae
Exons: 2
Coding region: 1-1560 (519 amino acids)
Molecular function (GO): catalytic activity
Source: RefSeq, a predicted model, not a curated record
AUGACUCCAUACUCAGUUCCCCUUGAAGCUAAAAAGGUUCUCACGCAAGGCCUUCUGCACCAUCCACAUCAAGAACUACCAAUUGAAUGUCUCGAGCUUGUGGACAAGAUCAGAUUCACUGGUCGGGAUCAGCCAUCAAUGGCGAUCAACUGGCGUUUGGCAGAAAGUGUCUCGGCACUCAAAGGGCUAGAAGCAGUCCUCCUUAAUAUCCUGUUGGGACGAAAAUACGGCCUUCCUCCUGUAGAGAUAACGAUUGACACUGACCAUGCACAACUAUUCGUGAUGUCAUUUUUCCUAUUGGAGAUCAAUCCUGACCCGGCAGAUGGACCUAUCCGUACAACUGAGCUUCCUCGAGACGGAAGAUUCUACCAUUUGCAUGCCAGCUUGAAUCCAGAUCCAUGUCUGCAAGCCUUGAGCUUGCCAUGGGACAUGCCUGAGUUCAAAGCCGUUGAGGACUCAUGGACACCUUUUGUUUCCAAAAUAGCCGAAAAAGAUGCUGCUGAGUGGGAUUAUAUCCUUGCAGAAGAUUUCAAACAGGCCGGAACUAUAUGUCAUUCACCAGAAGAGUACGCGGAAACUGCACAAGGAAAGUCACAUGCAGAAACUGGGCUGUACACUAUUUACCCCCAUCCGGAUCAUGCAUUAAAACCUGGUUGGUGGCCAGACGUUGAUGCAACUCCUGUGAGGCGCCCAUUAGCUGGCCUCAAGGUUGUGGAUUUGACGAGAAUUGUGGCUGGGCCAUCCAUUGCUCGAGGUCUUGCUGAGCUGGGUGCCAGUGUCAUGCGCGUCACCGGGCCACAUGUUGCUGACUUUUCCGGUCUCCAUCCUGACCUGAAUUGGGGGAAGUGGAACUGUCAUCUGGACCUGAGAAAGGAGGAAGACAGGACAAAACUCAAGACCCUCCUUUCAGACGCCGACGUGGUGGUUAAUGGCUACCGGCCUGGCGUGCUGGAUAAGUAUGAAGCAGAUUUUGAGAGCGUGUUCAACUUAGGCAAGGAGCGUGGUCGCGGUUUCAUCUAUGUGCGUGAAAACUGCUUCGGUUGGAAUGGUCCCUGGGCACAUCGGAGUGGUUGGCAACCAAUAAGUGACGCAUGCACCGGUGUUUCGAUGGGAUUUGGCAGGGCUAUGGGCAACAACGAAGCGGUGACUCCGGUCCUCCCAAACUCUGACUAUUGCGUAGGUAUUGCUGGGACCUGCGCCGUUCUCCAGACAUUGGUGCUACGGUCUGAACAGGGGGGUUCUUAUUUGGUCAACCUAGCUAUGAAUUAUUAUAACCGUUGGUUGACCGACAAGGUCGGGGAGUAUCCAAGGGAUGUAUGGGAAGAUCUCUGGACUCGCAACGGGCGUGAGGUGUUUCGGCACUACCACAGCAUGAAUUACACCGCACCUCGGUACAUGGAAAUGUUCAGAAAACAGGGUAUGUUCAACCUCGACUUCUUCGAGCUCCGACAGUCCAAGGCACUGGGGUUGCAGUUCCGCGUUCCAAAGCCUGUGCUACAGUUCCCACCAGGUACGGUAGAGCCAUCGUAUAACGUAGGCACCAGAGGGAACGGGGGUUGA